Molecule: messenger RNA, 924 nt
Organism: Dacryopinax primogenitus
Lineage: Eukaryota; Fungi; Basidiomycota; Dacrymycetes; Dacrymycetales; Dacrymycetaceae
Product: NADP-binding protein
Exons: 2
Coding region: 75-815 (246 amino acids)
Molecular function (GO): oxidoreductase activity
Source: RefSeq, a predicted model, not a curated record
CAUCAGCGCAAGUGCUUGCUACCGCAAAGUCGAACCAUCGAGCCAAAUCAAACUAGCUUCUCUCUUACAACCCAAUGUCUCCGACUGUAUACCUUGUCUCUGGUGCGAAUCGUGGUAUCGGCCUCGGCCUCGUCACAUCCCUUGCCACCCGUGCGAAUGUCAUUGUCUUCGGCGGUGUUCGUGACCCGUCGUCUGCCACGGAUCUCAAGGCACUGCAAAACAAGUAUCCGAGAACGGUCCACAUUGUUAAGCUCACCUCGGCGAGCCGGUCAGACAACCUCGCAGCGAUAGAACAAAUCAAGCGCACUGCUGGAAGGCUGGACGUUGUGAUUGCAAACGCGGGCAUAGCCAAGUUCUGGGGUAGUAUCCUCGACACCCCAGAAGAAGAGAUGCGUGAGCACUACGAAGUGAACGUCGUUGGACCCACCGUGCUGUUCCAAGCAGCCUGGCCGCUAUUGAAAAAGUCGACAAGACCCGAUUUUGCUAUCAUCUCGUCUGUUGCUGGCAGCAUUGCAGUUGGUGCAGCAAUGCCUGCUGGUGUCCUUGCAUAUGGCGCGAGCAAGGCCGGUGCCAACUUUCUUGCAAUGAAGCUCCAUUCGGAACAUCCUGAGCUGGUUGUUAUUCCGAUCCAUCCCGGUUCCGUUGCGACCGAUAUGGGCGACUACGGCAAGAAGAACGACGCCGUGAUCCGAGAACUUACAUUCAUCCCUGUGGAGAAGAGUGUUGGAGGCAUCCUAAAUGUGGUCGAUGAUGCUAAACGCCCGCUGGAUGGACCGAAAAUGAUCAGCUACGACGGCUCGGUGAUACCGUGGUAAGGGAAUCACGAGUAUCAGGAAUGACCAGCCAAGUGUAGGAUACACCACUUGAAUCCACGGAGGCCAUUAGAUUCGUUAGGCAUGUAUGUAUAGAGAAUAUAACACGUCC